Messenger RNA from Hyaloscypha bicolor E, 1134 nucleotides. RefSeq lists its product as uncharacterized. Lineage: Eukaryota; Fungi; Ascomycota; Leotiomycetes; Helotiales; Hyaloscyphaceae. The transcript has 3 exons. Bases 1 to 1134 code for a protein of 377 amino acids. The record is from RefSeq and is a predicted model, not a curated record.
AUGUCAACCCAAUCCCUUCCCAAAUUAUUCCUCUUUACCUUGACGACAAUUCUUAAGCCCAAGCCAAUUCUAGAUUUCGCAUUCUUAGUAGCCACACGACUUGUCUACAUCUGGCCUCGCCGCGAACAUGCCGUUAAGAUCGGCCGCAUGUCCAGUUUAGGCCCUCACGGGCAUCCUAAAAGGCGCCUAACAGGCCAAGAACCUCAAACUUCUCUCACAAACCCCUCCCACCCGGGCAAGAAUGAGCCUCCUCCAGCAUAUAUGCCUUCCCCAAAUGCUGCCUCAAGUCCAACGUGCGGCGCUCUGCUAUCUGAGUUGGCGGUUCCUUCUUCGUCAUUAUACUCGCCCGCAACGCCCGCUGUGUCAAUACUAGCCACCAUCCACCCAAGUGGCGAAGAUCCGUACGCCUUCCUCACGACCUUCGAUACCACCCUCCUCAUCGAUAAUUCAGGCUCCAUGGCCGGCCGUGGCUGGCGUGAAGUCUCACAGGCAUUAGCUAUUAUUGCACCUAUCGUUUCCUCCUACGACAACAACGGUUUGGAUCUCUACUUCAUGAACUAUAAGUCCACUAAUGGUGGCUCCCUAUAUGAGGGUAUCGUAGCUGGCGGGUAUAGAGGCAUCAAAAGAGCCGCUACUGUCACCGAAAUCUUCGCGAGAGUCCGACUACAAGGCGGGACUCCUACCGGUACCAGAGUCCACAAUAUCUUGAAGCCGUAUUUGGCAAAGUUGGAGACUGAGAUUGCUGUUGGCAAGGAGAUGAAGCCCGUCAAUCUCAUUGUAUUGACGGAUGGUGUUCCUUCGGACGAUGUUGAAUCGGUAUUACUUUCAGCUGCGAAAAAGCUCGAUAAGUUUGAUGUACCGCUAUACCAAGUUGGUGUGCAGUUCUUCCAAGUUGGCAACGAAGAAGGUGCUAAGGAGGCACUCGAGGAGCUUGACGAUGGAUUGAGCAAGCUUGUCGAAGGUGGAGUUAGAGAUAUCGUCGAUACCGUUACUUGGACAGGCGGAAGUAGCCAGAGCGAAGGUGGCGUUGGUUUGACGGGUGAUGGAAUCCUGAAAGCAGUACUCGGCGCUGUAGUCAAGAGACUUGACCGCAGACGGACCAGCGGCGAGGUUAGAAGAACCGCUCGCUCUUAA